CUUUUCUUUUCUUUUCUUUUUUUAAUAUAAAAUGAGUAAAGAGCAAAAGGCUGAAGAAGUCAAGAAUGAAGCCAAUAUUUUAUUCAAAGAAAAGCAUUUCUCAGAAGCUAUAAAGAAAUACACCGAAGCUAUUGAACUUAAUGACAGAGUUGCUUCUUACUACACCAACAGAGCCUUUUGUCAUCUCAAACUAGAAUCUUAUGGUUAUGCAAUCUCUGAUGCAGACAAGGCACUUGAAAUUGAUCCUAAUUUUACCAAGGUACAAGAACCAAUCAGUUCCAACAAGGGGGAAAUACUAAUUAUAUCAUAGGCAAACUACCGUCGUGCAUCA
Molecule: messenger RNA, 331 nt
Organism: Rhizopus microsporus ATCC 52813
Lineage: Eukaryota; Fungi; Mucoromycota; Mucoromycetes; Mucorales; Rhizopodaceae
Product: TPR-like protein
Exons: 3
Coding region: 32-310 (92 amino acids)
Biological process (GO): post-translational protein targeting to endoplasmic reticulum membrane
Cellular component (GO): membrane; TRC complex
Molecular function (GO): molecular adaptor activity; protein binding
Source: RefSeq, a predicted model, not a curated record